This is a messenger RNA of Gilbertella persicaria, 802 nucleotides long. RefSeq names its product histidine phosphatase superfamily. Lineage: Eukaryota; Fungi; Mucoromycota; Mucoromycetes; Mucorales; Choanephoraceae. Bases 366 to 797 code for a protein of 143 amino acids. The record is from RefSeq and is a predicted model, not a curated record. The transcript has a single exon.
AUAAAACUAUACAAGAUUUAGUGUCUUUUUCUUUUCUUCAUCUAAAAAGUAUGUCUCAACCUGCUUAUAACCAUUUGCCUGAAAAGCUUAAAAACCAUUAUAUUAUUCAAAGACACGGCUUUUCUUUGGCCAAUAAUGAUGGUUUGAUUUGCUCCAAUCCUGAUAUUGCUAUUCCACCUACUGGCGGUCCAUUAAAUACGGGUUAUGGUUUGCACGAAAAGGGCAAAGUUCAAGUGAAAGAGGUAAGUUGGAAGAUGGCAAUGUCAGUUGCUCAAGAUAUCAUUCGUCUAUAGUCUGCUACUCUUCUCUCGAAGCAUUUGUUUCCUUCUCAAGAAGCCCCUUCUGACGACGAGACUCCUGUCGUUAUGUUUUGCUCUCCCUUUAAGAGAACUGUUGAAACUGCUGAAAUUAUUCAGGGUGUACUGAAUGACACUGUUCUUCAAGGAAAAGUAGCUGCUCCCAUUCGCGAAAUGGAAUUAAGGGAGCGUUGGUAUGGUAAAUUAGACAUGCAGAGCGAUAAGCUUUAUGAAGAUGCUUGGGUUGAUGAUAAGGCAGAGCCUGAUCAUGGCGAAAACAGUCAAUAUGGAGUCGAGUCACCCAGCAGUGUCUGUGACAGAGUUACUCGUUUCAUUGUAGACAAGAUCGAAAGCCAAAUGGAAGGAAAGACUGUGAUUUUGGUAGCCCAUGGUGAUGUCUGUCAAAUCACCUUGACAGCUUUUCUUCGUAUCGAAGCUUGGAGACAUAGAGAAAUCAAGCAUGUGGAUACAGCCAACUGGAGAGACACUUUGCAACUUUAAACUAU